Microplitis mediator is the source of this 1170-nucleotide messenger RNA. RefSeq lists its product as uncharacterized. NCBI's taxonomy places the organism in Eukaryota, Metazoa, Arthropoda, Insecta, Hymenoptera, Braconidae. The coding region runs from base 1 to 1170 and encodes 389 amino acids. The record is from RefSeq and is a predicted model, not a curated record. The transcript is spliced from 4 exons.
AUGUACUAUUUAAUUCUAUGGAAAAAAGCUAAAAAAGUAAGCAUUGUUGAAUUAAAUGAUGUCAACAAACGUUUCAGCGAUAAUAACGUAACCGUGCAGUGGGGUCGCAAGUAUUUUGCUGCUAGAAUAAUUGCAGGAGGUGCUGAUACUGAAUUUUUAAACAAGUUGAUCGUGAACACUAGUGGCAUAAUCACAGGCUUCCAACUUACGUCCGAUAGUAGCAGUCAUCACGAUGAUACAGUUAUUGAUGUUGACAAGAAUAAUGAUGUUGUCGUCGUACCCGAGAUUAUUGCUAAUAAAAGAAGUAAUAAUAAUGUAAUUGUUCAAACAGUUAGCAGCAACGACUUUGCAGUUGAUGCCGUUGCUUCGAUCGAAAAAGUUGUUGAUGACGCAAAUGAUCAAGAGGUUUAUACUAAUAGUACUAUUGUCACUUUUGACAACGCCGCUGGUAAUUGUAAGGAAAACUAUGAUCUUGCUACUGGUUCUGGAGGGAAUGAUGAUCACGAUGAUAAUGAAAACAAUAGUAAUAUUAAUGAACAUGAAGAUGUUAAGGAUAAUAAUGCAAAAAACUACUCUGUAGCAGCUCCGAUGUGUUCAUCGGCCAAUCUUCGUAAUUCUAUUACCUCUAAUGAUGAUGUUGUUGCUGAAAAAAAAGUUGUUGCUGAAGAUUAUGCUGUUGCUGGUACUAGUAGAGAGGUUGAUUAUGUUAACGAUACCGAUGAUACUGAUCAAGGGGAUGAUUACGUUGGUAUUACAAAUGAUUAUGAAAAUAUCAAUGCAAAUGUCAAUACUCAAAAUAAUAAUGUCGAUGACGACCAUAACCUUGUAGAUCAUGUUGCAUAUAAUGCAGUUACCAACGAUGAUAGCUCUGACGAUGAUAGUUCUUCUGAGAUAUCUAGCAAUGAGGAUGUUCUUGACAGCGUUGACAAGAAAUGUCAAGAUAAACCGAAAAAAAUUAUCACGGAGCUGCUGCGUAAGUUGGUUGGCCGACACAAGUUGGCGCAGAUGACGUUGAAAGGCAGAAAAGGAACACCUGUUCCAAAAAAUAUCCUUAAAACCGUUAAAAAAUAUACAUUCAUGAAGACAACUCCGAGUCUCCAACUCAACGAACAUGAAUUCAAAAGAUGUGUGACGCUUUUUCUUGGAAAUUUGAGGAUUAAAAAAAAUUGA